AUGGCCACCUUCAAGCGACCAGUGACACCCGAUGCUUGGAAGGGAUUGAAGUUUUCAAGAGUGAUUCCAACACUUCAUGUUAAUUCGAUUGAAGAAUCGAUCAAAUUCUAUACUGAACGUUUACCGUUUUACUUAUCCGGUCGAGAUUCUAAUGAUCAUUGUUGGUUAACGGUACAUGGUUCGAACGCAAUCAACCCAUUCACUGGUCUCGAACAAGGAUCAGUAAAUGUUUAUCUACGUCGUCAUGGGUUCGUUUCACGUUAUGAAAGACCAGAAGGCGAAGUGAAUGAAGAAGCAAAAGGGACCGAAGAAAAUGCAGUGGGAGCAGGAGGCAAUGGGAUAGUUUAUAUCCGAUCAGAUGGCAAUGAAGAGCAGUUUAGAUCACUUUAUAAGACUAUCAAAACCUCUGGAAUCGUGGCUGAUCAACAUCAUCUACGUGCUACACCUUGGGGAACGUUGACUUUUGGUGUGAAUGACUUGGAUGGAAAUCACAUUCGGUUCUAUGUCUCACUCCGAUCAGAGAGCCGUGCUUAG
Messenger RNA from Melampsora larici-populina 98AG31, 534 nucleotides. RefSeq lists its product as uncharacterized. Lineage: Eukaryota; Fungi; Basidiomycota; Pucciniomycetes; Pucciniales; Melampsoraceae. The record is from RefSeq and is a predicted model, not a curated record. The coding region runs from base 1 to 534 and encodes 177 amino acids. The transcript has a single exon.